Molecule: messenger RNA, 1989 nt
Organism: Hevea brasiliensis (rubber tree)
Lineage: Eukaryota; Viridiplantae; Streptophyta; Magnoliopsida; Malpighiales; Euphorbiaceae
Product: serine--tRNA ligase, chloroplastic/mitochondrial
Exons: 10
Coding region: 122-1714 (530 amino acids)
Biological process (GO): mitochondrial seryl-tRNA aminoacylation
Cellular component (GO): mitochondrion
Molecular function (GO): serine-tRNA ligase activity; tRNA binding; ATP binding
Source: RefSeq, a predicted model, not a curated record
UCUGAACGGCGCCGUAUUGAUAGGGGAGGGUCCAAAUCCAUUUUUACGGUAUAGAAAAUGCUUCUUCUUUUUCUUCUUCGCAAUCUCACCAGGAAGCAAACACAGAGAGAUAAAAUAAAGCAUGGGCUUGCGGUGUUAUUUUGGCGGGACGGCCAUACAAACCCUAAGGAUGGCUGUAAUUCCUGCUUCUUCAUCUUCUUCACGCUUCAUUUUCGGAAGGCCAUUGUCCAAAACCCUAACACUAAACUCCCUUUUCCUUCGACGUAAUAAUGUUAACUACCUAACAAGACCUCCGUUUACACUGCUAACCAAAGCACUCGCUGCAACAGCUGUACAGGCAGCGCCUCCCACAGAGACAAUAGAUAGAGUGGUUAAGCCGCAAUGGAAGGCGGCGAUUGAUUUCAAGUGGAUAAGGGAUAAUAAGGAUGCGGUUGCUUUGAACAUAAAGAACAGGAACUCCAAUGCUAAUUUGGAACUUGUGCUUGAGAUCUAUGAGAAAAUGUUGGCUGUCCAAAAGGAAGUUGAAAGGCUUCGUGGGGAAAGAAAUGCCGUAGCGAACAAGAUGAAAGGAAAGCUAGAGCCAUCAGAACGCCAAAAACUCAUAGAGGAAGGAAAGAAUCUGAGGGAUGGACUCAUCAUGCUUGAAGAAGACCUGCUAAAACUUUCUGAUGAACUUCAGCAGGAAGCACAAUUUAUACCCAACAUGACUCAUCCGGAUGUUCCUAUUGGAGAAGAAGAUCGUUCAAUAGUGAGAAAGAUGGUGGGUUGUCCACGUGAAUUUAGCUUCCCUAUCAAAGACCACCUUCAGCUUGGGAAGGAACUUGAUCUCUUUGAUUUUGAUGCUGCUGCAGAGGUUAGUGGAUCAAAAUUCUAUUAUCUGAAGAAUGAAGCAGUUAUGCUAGAGAUCGGCCUUAUCAAUUGGACUCUCUCUGAAGUCAUGAAAAGGGGCUUUACACCUCUAAUAACCCCGGAACUUGUGAGAUCUUCGGUUGUUGAAAAAUGUGGCUUCCAGCCUCGUGGAGAUAAUACCCAGGUUUACUCUGUUGAGGAAAGUGAUCAGUGCCUGAUUGGUACUGCAGAGAUUCCUGUGGGAGGAAUUCAUAUGGAUUCUAUCCUUGUGGAAUCAAUGUUGCCAUUGAAGUAUGUGGCAUUUUCCCAUUGCUUCCGUACAGAGGCAGGUGCUGCAGGCGCAGCAACAAGGGGCCUUUAUCGAGUUCACCAGUUCAGCAAGGUGGAAAUGUUCAUUCUAUGCCAGCCAGAGGAGAGUGAAUCUCAUCAUGAAGAGCUUAUCAAAAUUGAAGAAGAACUUUUCUCUUCGUUGGGUUUACAUUAUAAAACUAUAGAUAUGGCUUCAGGAGAUUUAGGUGCACCUGCUUACCGCAAAUUUGAUGUAGAGGCAUGGAUGCCUGGCUUAGGACGUUAUGGUGAGAUAUCAAGUGCAUCCAAUUGUACAGACUAUCAAAGUCGCCGACUAGGAAUUCGAUAUCGUCCAUCAGAACCAACAUCAACAAAUCCUAAAAUGGUUAAAGGCAAAUUCACUCCAACAAGGUUCGUACACACAUUAAAUGCAACAGCUUGUGCAGUUCCACGGAUGAUGAUAUGUUUGUUAGAGAACUACCAACAAGAAGAUGGAUCUGUCAUUAUCCCUGAGCCAUUGAGGCCAUUUAUGGGAGGGCUGGGACUUAUAGCUCCUAAAUUCUCACGGGCUGAGUAGAUAUCAAGUCUGAUUGAGGCGGGACCUAUAUUUGAGCUACAUUUUUGACAAAUUCUACAUAUUAACGUAUUUGGCCUCAAAUAGGGAACAAUUGAAAAGUUUCAAAUAUUAUAAUUUCCAAAGGAUAAGCAUUUAUAUACAAAAGGAAAGUGUCUUAUACCGUUUGGCAGGUUCUUGCAUAAUUUUUUUUUGGGGGUGGUGUGCAAUUGGUCUGUUCAGAAACUAAAAAAAAAAUUGAGUAAUCAAAAAUAAAUAAGUUGAUUUCGCUUGGUCAA